CAGGAUCUCUGGGCCAGCCCAGAACGUUCCGGGGUCAAGGAGUCAGAGAUUGAAAACACGGGUCUACUACAACUUGUGGAUUUGUGGUAAUGACUAAUCCUCAAAUGAACUUCAUCUCGAAGGUCGGUACAAUGAGACGGCUUCAUCGUUUGGGACUCGUAUUGUUUGGUCUUCUGUUACUGUUCAUCGUGUUUGUGAGGUUUUUUGAAAGCCAUCUGAGGAAAUGUCAGUUUCCUCCUGCUGCAAAGCCAGAACCUGGAGACCACGUAGACAACUCCCUGGAUCUCUGCUCCCGAACCGAUGUGACGACAUCGACGGACUGGGGAGCUCCCAUUUUGUGGGACGGGAUGUUUGAUCCUGACACCUACGACAAGUAUCACCAAAAAAUGGGCACCUCUGUGGCACUGACUGUGUUUGCCGUCGGGAGAUAUCUGGAAGUGUACCUGAUGGAUCUGCUGUCCUCAGCGGAACUCCACUUCAUGGAGGGUUUACCGGUGACGUACUACGUGUUCACCGACGCCCCAGAGAACGUGCCGGGGCUCCAGCUGAAGACUGGCCGGGCCCUGGAGAUCAUCAAGAUCAAGAGGCACGAGCGCUGGGAGGACAUCUCCAUGAUGCGCAUGAAGACCCUCGCGGACGCCGUCCAGACACGCAUCCGUCACGGCCACCGGUACGUCUUCUGCCUGGACGUGGACAUGGUCUUCGCCGGUCGCUUCGGCUCGGAGGCACUCGGGGAGUCGGUUGCCCUGCAGCACUCCUCCUUCUACAACAUCCCCAAGGUAAGGUACACCUACGACCGCAACCCCAACUCCACGGCCUGCAUGGAGACUGGGGACCUGUACUACCACGCGGCCGUGUUUGGGGGCACGUGGGAGUCCGUGGUGAACCUGACCGAGAGCUGUCACCGGGGCAUAAUGACGGACAAGAGGAAGGGGGUGGAGGCUCUGUGGCACGACGAGAGCCACCUCAACAAGUACUUCUGGCUCAACAAGCCCAGCAGAGUGCUCUCGCCAGAGUACGGCUGGAACCCCCUCAACGGGCCCAGCCGAGAGAUACACGUCAAGCGGCUGCUCUGGGCUGAGAAACACUACAGCAGACUCAGGACCUAGAGGUACCAUGGACCAAAAAUAAAACAAAAAUAAAACCUUUAUAUGCACGAUAUAUCACAAAACAAUUGCACAUUUACAACAUGCAGUAUUAACUUAUUUUUGGCACGAUUAUGUUGUGUACGAGGAUACUAAAUAUGUGUGAAGUUUUACACACAAAAAAACAGUUUUGUGAAAAAAUGCUAAAAUGUUGUAUGCUUGGAGCCGAUUCACUUUGGAAUCUUUGAAGCUCAAUAUAUCAAAACCACUCAGGACACAGAACCUUAUCCUGUAACUCCAAGAUCACAAAAUAUUUUGCCCCAAUUUCAGUUAUCAGCACAAAACUGUAAAACUUGCAAAAACUGCAAUCAACAUAGUAAUAUCCUCCAUGGACAUAGAAAAUGACUGAUUCUUCAUUAUCAACCUUUACAGCCUCUGUUGGUAUUGCUUCCAUGGGUUUACUGUAUGGUAUGAAUCUGUAACUGAUCACUGCCACUGACUUCCAACAAAAAGCUUAACCUUUCUAUGGGAACGCGCUUAUGCAACCACUUAUGGUCCAUAGCAGGGCUGUGAUAGUGCCUUUCCAUCAGGAAGGAUUUAAUGAAUGUCAAUCAACGUGUCGCCAUAUGUAAACGGUUUUUCUUCCUUGAAACAUGCCGGUAUUUUCAAUGUUCGUAAAACCGUCUUUUCUCCGUGGGCAGAGGUUGUUGGGGGGUGACUUCAGGAAAUAG
Conger conger (European conger) is the source of this 1816-nucleotide messenger RNA. Its product is annotated as alpha-1,3-galactosyltransferase 2-like. NCBI's taxonomy places the organism in Eukaryota, Metazoa, Chordata, Actinopteri, Anguilliformes, Congridae. The transcript is spliced from 6 exons. The record is from RefSeq and is a predicted model, not a curated record. Gene Ontology annotation, cellular component: Golgi apparatus; vesicle; membrane. Gene Ontology annotation, biological process: carbohydrate metabolic process. The coding region runs from base 90 to 1109 and encodes 339 amino acids. Gene Ontology annotation, molecular function: hexosyltransferase activity.